Messenger RNA from Carassius gibelio (silver crucian carp), 1814 nucleotides. RefSeq names its product protein limb expression 1-like. Bases 290 to 1195 code for a protein of 301 amino acids. The transcript is spliced from 6 exons. Gene Ontology annotation, cellular component: cytoplasm. NCBI's taxonomy places the organism in Eukaryota, Metazoa, Chordata, Actinopteri, Cypriniformes, Cyprinidae. Gene Ontology annotation, biological process: autophagosome maturation. The record is from RefSeq and is a predicted model, not a curated record.
GAGUGUGCAACAGGCUGAGAGAGUGUGUAUGUGGUGAGAGUGCGCGUGAAUAUAAGGGAGUGCAGCGCAACAACCAACCUCACAGCUAAUUAGUUCAACCCUUGAUAAAAGCUGGGCCAGCCAGUGAAGAGAACCCCUGGGGGCUCCACAGACUGCUCUGGAGGCUAGAGAGGAGAAGGCUAAUACAGGUGGAGCUUAACUGAUGUUUCGAACUUCUCCGGAGCAUGUGAGAGCUGGAGACGAAGAAGGAGGAUUGCUGCGGGACGUGUGGGACUAGCAGUUGGAGAUCAUGUCUGGACCAGAUUCAGAUGAUGACAGAGCCUUCAAAGACUUAAAUGUUGUGGGAAUGCUUCACCAGUUUUGGGAGCAGAAGCAAAUGAAAGGCAUGAUGAUGGAGACAGAGAAUCUGGUAGUCUAUGAGUCCAUUCCCUCACCCGGCCCUCCGUACAUAUGCUAUGUCACCUUACCAGGUGGCAGCUGUUUCGGAAAUCUGAAGUACUGCUACAGUAAAGCCGAGGCCAGACGUGAUGCAGCUCGCAUUGCUCUGAUGAACUCCACAUUUAACGAGUUGCCCUGCCGCCGCAUCACUCCCGAGUUCAUAUCACGCAGCGUGAAGGAAGCCGUCAGCACCACCAGCAGUAACAUUGCAGAUGCAUCUGACCCCGGUACCAGCAUAGGAGCGUACUGUCUCAUGCUGGAGCUGAACACUGGGAAAACCAUGCUGGAAUUUCAGGAAAUUAUGACUGUUUUUCAACUUCUGCACUGGAAUGGCACUCUGAAGACUUUUCGGCAGAUGAGAUGUAGCCGCCAGGAGGUGAUCCUGUACUACUCCCAGCAGCGUCUGGACGAGCGUACGCGCAGCCACAUGGCUCUGGACUGGUUACAGAAGGAGCAGCAAUCGCCCGGCCUGCUCUCCCAAGAGCUGCAGCUGGCCAUGAAGGAGCUGGGGGAGGCCCGGAGAAUCGGCAGGGAGCUCCGUUUCUAUAAGGAGAAGAAAGAAAUCCUGAGCUUAGCUCUCAGUCACGCUAAUGCUGAGGAUCUGGAGGGCUACCAGAGUGAGGAGAUGUCCUGGAGGGAAGAGACUGAGUUUGAGUACUAUGCCCAGGAGGGACACUGUCUGGAGGAGAGUAUGACCAAUACUUCAGAGCACUGUCAGUGUCACUCUCAGGAGAGUGAUAGAGAAUCAAUGGAGUGAGCUCUGUGAGACAAAAUGUAUAUACUGUACAUACUGUUCUUUUUUAUAUAAUGUGGCAUCAAUAAAGCUUUUUCAGUCUUCUUUCAUACCCUUUAAAAACACAGGUUCCAAAAUGUGAUGUUCACAGCCAAGCUAUAGAAGAACAACUUUGGGUUCUCCAAAGAAACUAUAAUGUAGCCCAUAUUCUUAAUUUCCUGUGCAUUUUAACACAUAAAAAUGGUAAUAAAGAUGUGUUGUAUAUAUAUUUUUGCUGGUGUUAGUUUUACAAAUGUUUAGAGAGUUCCUAUCUGCACGAGUACGUUUUUAUUUGUGGUUGUUUUGAUCUUCUGCCAGUCUGCCAGUAGAGGACGCUGUUUCUGUACUUUUGUAACGAAGUGUCUGUCCUAAUUUAACAGAAAGGAGCGCUAACAGCACUGUCAUUAUUCAUUUUUCAUUGUCGUUCUUGACUAGAAAUGUGAUUAGCUCAUUUUUUAUUCCAAACAAAUACACACGCCUAAUCAGCUUCUACUGAACAUUUGCUAAUUAAAAUCAUUCCUUUGUAGAAGUAAUUGUGAAUAAAUGUAGGACCUGUUUGCAAUGUUUUGAUUAAAAUGGUAACCCUGACUAAUGUCCAUAAAAA